This is a messenger RNA of Fusarium proliferatum ET1, 849 nucleotides long. RefSeq lists its product as uncharacterized. NCBI's taxonomy places the organism in Eukaryota, Fungi, Ascomycota, Sordariomycetes, Hypocreales, Nectriaceae. The transcript has a single exon. The coding region runs from base 1 to 849 and encodes 282 amino acids. The record is from RefSeq and is a predicted model, not a curated record.
AUGAGCUCAUUCCCACUAUUCUCAAGACUGCCUCCUGAACUUCGUCUAGAGGUCUGGAAAUUGGCAGCAAGCACCCCUCGGGUCAUCCACCUUGAUGUAUCAGACGGCGAGUUCGGCAACAUCUUCACAACAAUGCCCCCACAUCCCCUACUCCAAACAUGUUAUGAUAGCCGCCGCGCCUUCCUAGAAAAGAAUAGAGACGUGGUUCCUUCCGGUCAAGGCGAACCCCAGAAAGGAGCUCAUAAACCGAACCUGGCCACCAACUUCGAACGCGACCUGUUCCUGAUCAGAGGCAACGAUGAUUGGCCAAUGCAAUUGUUCCCCAGAAGACACUUCAUAUAUCAGUUAAGAAAGAUUGCCGUAGACCUGGGGUCCGCAUCUCACAUGAGUUCCCUGUUGUGGAGAUUCUUCCAGUGGCAAGAACUCUGGAUCUUUCUCGGGCAGGUACCGGAUCACUUCUGUCCUAGCCCAGUCUCGAAGUUCCGAAGGCACUGCCCUUUGCAUCAUUGUGAGGUGUUUCCAAAAGUCUAUCAUCCAUCGGGCCAACAGAGGCAGUCCGGGUUACCCUGCCCCGCCUGUGAAUGGGCAGACAGCUUAUAUGAUCACAGUGUUCCGUACCCGAGAUACUGGGGAAAUGUACGGGUUACGGUCGAUUCAUCGCUGCCAAGAUAUCCCAGUGUAGGUGACAUCUUGAAAGCCGAGAACCCUGUCUUGCGCUGCAUCCGCGUGUGCGAAGAUGUACCCGAUAAAGAGGGCACAACAAGUUAUAGCGUUAUGGGAUGCCAUGAUACCUUAUCCGCCGCUGCCGCUGCAUGUCUCGUGGGGAACCGCCAUAGCUGUUGCCAUUAA